Molecule: messenger RNA, 2931 nt
Organism: Xenopus tropicalis (tropical clawed frog)
Lineage: Eukaryota; Metazoa; Chordata; Amphibia; Anura; Pipidae
Gene: csf2rb
Product: colony stimulating factor 2 receptor beta common subunit
Exons: 14
Coding region: 239-2560 (773 amino acids)
Biological process (GO): cytokine-mediated signaling pathway
Cellular component (GO): membrane
Molecular function (GO): cytokine receptor activity
Source: RefSeq, a predicted model, not a curated record
GUCUAGCUGAAACUCCAUUUCUUCAUCUGUAUCCUAUAGAGCCCACACACACAGGAGCUACUUCUCUAUUCCUAGAAUCUCUUACAACACACAGGAAAGGCUGACAUGCAGGCUCCCACCAGCUUCUGUGUAGCCUCCAGGCACUCGUGAUGAGCCGGCCAGAGCAACAACACGGCGGCAUGGAACCAGAUGGUGAUGGGUAAGCUUUCAUCUUUCUACCUGACACAGAACUCUGCUGAUGAUGGGGCGCCCCAGUGCUACCUGGCAGCUGCAUGUCCUUGUUUACUCCCAUCUCUUUGUUCAGUUGAUUCAAGGGUCUCCACUGCUCGACUCUUUAAACUGUGUCAAUGACUAUUAUACUCACUGGAGGUGCGAAUGGAGAGAAAGUGCGGCAGCUCGCAAGCUUCUUCCCAUGAGCCUCUAUCACUGGAACACCCUACAUAGCACCAGAACUCCGUGUGUCCCAUUCCAGCAAGGUGAGGGCCCAGAACUGAGAAUGAGCUGUAAUAUAAAUUCCGACUUUAUCAUCAACGUGAACGACAGUUACACCUUCCUACCGGAGAGAGAUGUGCACCAAGGGGUUACCAUUGUACCAGCCCUAAAAGUCAGGACGUCCCCUCCCCAAGGGCUUGUGAGUCACAAGUUGGAAAAUGGAACAGUCAUUCUGAGCUGGAAGAGCCCUGUCCCCUCUGACUUCCAUUUGACCAUGUUCUACCAGAUUGUAUACCGAAGGCAGGGCUGGGAGGCAUGGAAGGAUUCAGCUUCUGUUUAUGUGAUGAAGGAACUGAAUGUGAGUCUCAGCCCCCACCUGUUUGUCCCAGGGAGCACAUACAUCUUCAGAGUUCGCGCUCUGCCCCAGGAAGGAAAGCACCCCAAGGGUUCCUGGAGCAAAUGGAGCAAAAAGCUAACACUGAAAAUCCCUGGAGGUGAUGCUGCAGCCCCUCAUAACCUGCAGUGUGAGUACAAUGGCUUAUCAAAUAUGAGGUGCACUUGGGAGGUGCGCAAAGAGGUCACCCUGUCAGUUUCCUAUGCUCUGUACUACAGAGAGUUGCCUGGAGGGGCUAAGAGUAAGGCCCAUAAUGCCUUUGUCCGGGAGAAUGUAUGUGUGCCCAAUAAAAAGGCUAAAGCUGAUGCACCAUAUGUAACUUACAGCUGCACCGUGGCUCUCACCCCUGAACAAGCACAUAGAUCAUUUUCUAUCCAAGUCAGACCCAUGGUGAAAGACAAGACAUUCAUACCCAGUGAAACCGUCCAGCCUCAGCCACCAAGGAACCUCAAAGUAGAGGCGUAUGCAGACUCUGCAUUCAUGUUAAGGUGGAGCGCUCCACUUUCAGCCAGUACACCACUCACUUACCAGCUAUGUUAUUGGAAGCAGGGUGAUCCAGAGUGCCCUUCAGUCUCUCUGCUCAAUGUUUCUGGUAAUCUUCAAGAAUAUUACAUACAGGGCUCCGACCUCCAUGAAUCGAGCAACUACAUAGCCAAAGUUCGAGCAAGAAGUGAUGGGAUCUUUAAGGGUCCCUGGAGCGACUGGAGCCAACAAAAUUCUUGGAAGACUGAAAAAAAAGAUGGCCAGAUCAUUUUCAUUGUGGCACCAAUAGGUGUUUUGCUGCUGCUGGCCUGUUUGUGCAUUGGCUAUAAACUCAUCAAGAGAUCCCAAAAAAGGUGGGAAGGUUCGUUACCAAACCCCAGCAAGAGUAAGCUUCUAAGCAAUUAUCAGGUGGGGCUCUGGCAUCCAGGUGAAUUCACAUACUUCAGUGAAGAAUACCCUGGUAAUGAAGAGAGGCCUUGCAUCUGCUUCCCUCAAGGCAGUCAGGCACAAAAGGUUUGGGACACAGAAGAAAAUGCAGAAAAAACAGCAACGGAGGCCAAUUGCACCCAAAUGGAAGCAAGUCUUGUUCCCUCACCUACAGAAGACAUGGCAGAGGACCAGCGCUCUAUACAAGAUCAGAGUGAUCAGAGUUGUACUGGGGAGGGAUGUAACACUACUGGGUUGCCUCAUAACACUCCAGCAGAGCAGGUAACCAAACAACAACAACAUAAAAAUCCCUACCUGUUGUUCACCCGUGCUCAUUCAAUGUCAGAUUUGGUAGGCGAGAAAAUACACAGCUCGGAAUAUUUUACUUUUCCAAGACCCAAAGGUGAAAGUUUUGGCGAUCCCUGGAAAAUGGCACCAUCUUGCCGGCCUAUGUCUGCUCAAGAACCACUUGGUUAUGUACUUGGGAUGGGAGCACAGCCAUCUUUUCACCCACCAGAAAAUCAAGUUCAGAAGGGCCACGAUGUGCAGUGUAACAGUUUUAUUCCCGUUCCCUCACCCUCACAUGCACCCAUGGAAGGGCCAAUUCUGGUAAUAACACCAGAUGGUACUGGGCCACUGGUGCUGAAGCAGAUAGGGGAUUAUUGCUUUUUCCCAGGACUCAAGGGAAGCCAGGAGAAAUUAGAAGGAAAGAAGGCACAACCCAGUGAGCACAAAGAGCAGCAGAUAAUUCCAGACUUACCUCCGCAUGCUGUAAAAGCAUUUAAAGUUAUGCAACGAGGUUACUUUGCUUUGCCACAAACCUGAAGCCCUCGUCAUAUUAUAUCAUUGGACUUCGAAAACUUACAGAGGCAGCUCCUGUUACUCUAUUAUAUUCAGAAAUGCAUUUGUGAAAUAGCAUGUACAACUGGGGUAUUUUUUACAAUAGCAUUGUAUACAGUAUAAAGAGAUUGGGGUUCCCUAAAACAUAGAAAAUAUAACCUGCUAUUUUCUUUGCAUAGACUAACUGGCUAUUGCUGGAUUUGUCUAUACUAACAAUCACUUAUAGCCGGCAUAUUACUUUGUUUCUAUGUAUAUUUUUGUAUCUAACUUGAGAUCGCGUACAAGGUACUGUUUUAUUACAAGCAAAUCAUUUUAAAAAAUAUGAAUUACUUGAAUAAAAUGGAGACUAUGUGAAA